This is a messenger RNA of Vigna radiata var. radiata (mung bean), 937 nucleotides long. RefSeq names its product abscisic acid receptor PYL4-like. The record is from RefSeq and is a predicted model, not a curated record. The transcript has a single exon. Lineage: Eukaryota; Viridiplantae; Streptophyta; Magnoliopsida; Fabales; Fabaceae. Gene Ontology annotation, biological process: abscisic acid-activated signaling pathway. Gene Ontology annotation, cellular component: nucleus; cytoplasm. Gene Ontology annotation, molecular function: protein phosphatase inhibitor activity; signaling receptor activity; abscisic acid binding. Bases 175 to 837 code for a protein of 220 amino acids.
UUUCGCAUCCAAAACAACUUCUAUUUCAGGUAUUAAUCUUAAACUUUGAAUUGAAUGAUAUAUCUGAUUCAGAGAUUAGUCAUUAACUUUAAACUUAGAGAUACUUCUAAUCACGAGAUUAGUCAUCACUUCUAGCUUAUAAACAACAUAAUUAUCUUCAACCUCGUCUUUAUAAUGCCACCGAACCCACCCAUGUCUUCUCUUCUCCUCCACCUGAUCAACCACAACGACUCCGCCGCCGCCGCCGCCGCAGACUGUCAUGACACCCUACUCGUCAAGCCCUUUGGGGCUGUACCAGACGCCGUGGCGCGUUACCACACUCACGCGGUAGCGGAAAACCAGUGCUGCUCGGCGGUGGUGCAGGAGAUCUCCGCCUCCGUGGCCACCGUGUGGUCCGUCGUGCGGCGCUUCGACAACCCACAGGCCUACAAGCACUUCGUGAAGAGCUGCCAUGUCAUAGGAGGCGACGGCGAGGUCGGGACACUCCGAGAAGUCCAUGUCAUCUCCGGCCUUCCGGCAGCGCGGAGCACCGAGCGCCUCGAGAUCCUAGACGAUGAGCGCCAUGUCAUCAGUUUCAGUGUCGUCGGCGGGGACCACCGCCUCUCCAACUACCGCUCCGUCACCACCCUCCAUCCCGCCGCUGCCGGUUCCGGAACGGUGGUUGUGGAGUCCUUCGUGGUGGACGUGCCACCCGGGAACACGCCCGAAGACACGCGCGUGUUCGUCGAUACAAUCGUAAGGUGCAACCUUCAGUCACUUGCGCAAACCUCGGAGAACUUAACGCCACAGAACAACAACAUCAAUGACAACACCAACAAUUACAAGUUCAGUUCCUAAAUUUUCCUAUUUUUUUUUUCUUUUACUAUUUAUGAUUUAUAGUGUCAUUUUCUAUAUAUGUAUAUGAAGUGUUGUAUGUGUAUAAUAUUAUUAUUAUUAU